AUGAGCGGCUCACAUGGGUUGUACAAUCAACCUGUCGUAUUGGAUAAUGGGUCUGGUAUCAUAAAAGCAGGGUUUAGCGGUGAAGAGCAACCCAAAUGCUUUGAGUAUUCAUUAAUCGGGACUCCAAAAUACAACAAAGUCAUGGCUGGGGGAUUGGCAAGCGACUCUCAGUUGAUUGGUAAUGAAGCUCAGAAAAUGCGAGGACUCCUAAAACUGCAUUAUCCGUUGGAGCAUGGUGUAGUACAGGACUGGCCAGGCCUCGAGCAGCUAUGGACCCAUGUGUUUUACAACAGCCUGAAACUUGCGAACAUUGAAGAACAUCCAAUGCUUAUAACAGAGGCACCGCUAAACCCAAUGAAAAAUAGGAACAAGAUGUGUGAGAUGCUCUUCGAAACUUUUGGUUCUCCAGCGGUUUAUGUAUCAAUUCAAGCGGUAUUGGCACUUUAUGCCGGAGGUCGAACAACAGGCUGUGUCAUUGAUUGCGGGGAUGGCUGUUGCCAAAGCGUCCCAGUAUAUGAUGGAUUCACACUCCCUUCUGCGAUACAAAGAAUAGAUGUUGCCGGCCGCGAUAUUACUGAAUUUCUGCAAUUGUUGUUGAGGAAAUCAUCAGGGGUAACGCUAUCGUCCAGUUCAGAGCGCGAAAUAGUCCGCAUGAUCAAAGAGAAGGCUUGCUUCGUGGCUACAGAUGUUGGUAAUGAAGAGCAAAACUACGAAGGCGCGAACAGUGCUGAACUUGAGACUAGAUUCAAACUUCCAGAUGGUAAGAUUUUGACUUUGGGAGCAGAAAAAUUUCGGGCACCAGAAGUCCUUUUCCAACCACAUUUAAUAGGCUCAGAAUUCUGCAGCAUUCAGGAAAUGUGCCAGCAGAGUAUCUCCAAAGUUGAUCUUGAUUUAAGGUCAUCCUUGUACUCUAGUAUAGUUCUGAGCGGCGGAUCGACGAUGUUUUCUGGGUUUGGCGAUAGACUGCUGAGCGAGAUACGGAAAACAUCAGAGCCCAAUACCAAGAUUAAGAUAUUUGCACCGCCUGAGAGAAAAUACAGUACCUGGAUAGGAGGCUCGAUUCUCGCGGGUUUGUCGACUUUCGAGAAACUUUGGGUCACACGGGCUGAAUGGCAGGAAAAUCCGCAGUGUAUCCAUUCUAGGUUUAUGUAA
Messenger RNA from Lachancea thermotolerans CBS 6340, 1152 nucleotides. RefSeq names its product actin-related protein 1 (gene ARP1). The record is from RefSeq and is a predicted model, not a curated record. The transcript has a single exon. NCBI's taxonomy places the organism in Eukaryota, Fungi, Ascomycota, Saccharomycetes, Saccharomycetales, Saccharomycetaceae. Bases 1 to 1152 code for a protein of 383 amino acids.